CUCUCAUUAGUCAUGCCUUGUUCAGUCGAAGCCGUACAACACUCGCGACUGCAGUGCUGGGUGAAGAGGCACAUAAUACAAGUCAAGUAAAUUGGCAACAUGUCCCGCCAUCACCCCGAUCUUGUGAUGUGCCGCAAGACGUCCGGCAUUGCCAUCGGCCGGCUAUGCGACAAGUGCGAUGGUAAAUGCCCCGUCUGCGACUCAUAUGUGCGCCCUACGACUCUGGUGCGCAUCUGCGACGAAUGCUCGUUCGGCAACUAUCAAAACAAGUGCGUCGUCUGCGGUGGGGAGGGCAUCAGUGACGCAUUCUAUUGCUUCGAAUGUACCCGAUUAGAGAAGGACAGGGACGGAUGUCCUAAGAUUAUCAAUCUGGGAAGUUCGAGGACGGAUCUGUUUUACCAGAAGAAGAACUUCAGGAAUCAACAGCAUUGAAAGGCCAGCAAUGAAACAUCAUCCAUUUGCUGCCGGAACAAAGAUUAUGUGGGCAACGUGCGCCGAUAAUCACUGCGCGCAACUUGCGUCGCAGCUUGUCUUUCCACUCAUAAUACGCAGUGUAUCAAGCCUACAAGCUACAUGCCAGCUAUCUUCUGUCGGGAGUUGGAAGCAUGGAGAGCAUGAGUGGAAGAAGAGGAGCUGUGCAUGCGCGUCAGCGCACUCCGGGGACAUCGAGGAGGGGGAGGGCUUUGCACACUCUCAACAAGCG
This is a messenger RNA of Baudoinia panamericana UAMH 10762, 703 nucleotides long. RefSeq lists its product as uncharacterized. Gene Ontology annotation, biological process: mRNA splicing, via spliceosome. Lineage: Eukaryota; Fungi; Ascomycota; Dothideomycetes; Mycosphaerellales; Teratosphaeriaceae. Gene Ontology annotation, cellular component: precatalytic spliceosome; catalytic step 2 spliceosome; U2 snRNP. The record is from RefSeq and is a predicted model, not a curated record. The transcript has a single exon. Bases 100 to 432 code for a protein of 110 amino acids.